Molecule: messenger RNA, 2326 nt
Organism: Melozone crissalis (California towhee)
Lineage: Eukaryota; Metazoa; Chordata; Aves; Passeriformes; Passerellidae
Gene: GALNT5
Product: polypeptide N-acetylgalactosaminyltransferase 5
Exons: 9
Coding region: 61-1548 (495 amino acids)
Cellular component (GO): Golgi apparatus
Source: RefSeq, a predicted model, not a curated record
GCUCCUGGAACAGCUGGCACUGUCCGGGAUGGGCAGGAACAAGCAGGGAGCAUCCCAGGGAUGCACAGAGUCCUGUCCAUGGACGCAACGCUCGCCCCGAGAGACCCCGGAGCUCCCGGCCAGUUUGGACACCCUGUUGCUGUUCCUGAUGACAAACAAGAAGAAGCAAAAAGUAGGUGGAAAGAAGGAAACUUCAAUGCCUACCUCAGCGACCUGAUCCCUGUGGAUCGAGCCAUCGCGGACACCAGGCCUGCCGGGUGCUCUGAGCAGCAGGUGCACGAUGACCUGCCCAGCACCAGCGUCAUCAUGUGCUUUGUGGACGAGGUGUGGUCGGCGCUGCUGCGCUCGGUGCACAGCGUGCUCGGCCGCUCGCCCCCGCGCCUCCUCGAGGAGAUCAUCCUGGUGGACGACUGCAGCUCCAAGGAGUACCUGAAGGAGCAGCUGGACGCGUACAUGUCGCGCUUCCCCAAGGUGAAGGUGCUGCACCUCCGCGAGAGGCACGGCCUGAUCCGGGCCAGGCUGGCCGGGGCUGAGAUCGCCACAGGCGCUGUGCUCACCUUCCUGGACUCGCACGUGGAGUGCAACGUGGGCUGGCUGGAGCCGCUGCUGGAGCGCGUCCGCCUGCGCCGCACCAAGGUGGCCUGCCCCGUCAUCGAGGUCAUCAGCGACAGGGACAUGAGUUACAUGACCGUGGACAACUUCCAGCGGGGGAUUUUUACUUGGCCAAUGAAUUUCGGAUGGAGGCAGAUUCCACAGGAGGUCAUUGAGAAAAAUAAGAUCAAGGAAACUGAUAUAAUAAGGUGCCCCGUGAUGGCAGGUGGCCUGUUCUCCAUCGACAAGAAGUAUUUCUCUGAGCUGGGAAUGUACGACCCAGGACUGGAUGUCUGGGGAGGAGAAAACAUGGAGAUUUCUUUCAAGGUGUGGAUGUGCGGAGGGGAGAUCGAGAUAGUGCCGUGCUCCAGGGUCGGGCACAUUUUCAGGAACGACAAUCCCUACUCCUUCCCCAAAGACCGGGUGAGGACGGUGGAGAGGAACCUGGCGCGGGUGGCCGAGGUGUGGCUGGACGAGUACAAGGAGCUGUUCUACGGCCAUGCCUACCACCUGCUGCACGGCGUGGACGUGGGCGACCUGAGCCGGCAGAUGCAACUGCGGCAGAGGCUGCGCUGCAAAACCUUCCGCUGGUACCUGCACAACGUGUACCCCGACCUGGAGGCUCCCCUGGUCAAGGCCAGUGGGCAGCUCGUUAACGCGGCCCUGGCGGGGUGCAUCGCCGUGCAAGGCACCAGCCUGGCUUUUGAGGAGUGUGAUGCUAACAGCACGAACCAGAAGUUCAACUACACCUGGCUGAGGCUGGUCCAGCACGGGGAGCUGUGCCUGGCACCCGCGGGCGUGCUGGGAGCCGUGGGGCUGCGCCCGUGCCAGGGCAGGAACCGCAGCCUGGCCUGGCUCCACGGGGCCCUGGCCAGCGUGCAGCCCGGGCUGGUGAGUGAUGGUGCAGUGAUGCAGGAGGGUCAGGGUGGGCACGGUGCAGCCCGGGCUGGUGAGUGAUGGUGCAGCUCCAUCCCAGGUGAUGCAGGAGGGGUCAGGGUGCACUGGAUGGGCACAACCCAUGGCACAGGGGCACCCAGCCUGCUGCUCGCUUUGCCAAGGCCCCCUGUGCCCUAGAGACGUGCUGGUGCCCAUCCCUCAUGCCCCUCUGCCAGGGGUUGUGCCCAUCCUGUGCCGAGCAUCCCCACACAGCUGCCAGGCUGGGGACAUUGGGGACAUGCAGGCACUGCCACAGCAGCAGCAGCCAAACAGCCAAAACAGCCUGGUUUUACACAGAAACACAGCCAAAACGGCCUGGUUUUACACAGAAACACGGCCAAAAUGGCCUGGUUUUACACAGAAACCAUCAAUAGCACUUAAAGGGAGAUGAGUCAGCAUCGAUUGGCUCUCAGCUCACAGGGGUGUUUAAAGACAGCACUUACAGAAAGGAGGAGAAUGGAUCCUUACACUAAUUGCCUGAGCUGCACAAGGAGUCAUGGCUCUGCCCCUGUCAGCCUGGUGCAAGCAGUUGUCCAAAAUGCUCUGAAAUGGCAUAGUCUAUUGUUGGGAAAAAACACUCUUCACUUCAGAAAGAACAAAUGCAGCAUUCAAUACACAGACAAUUUCCUAUUGCCCUUUGGUUUUUUCAGCCUAAAGCGCUGAAUGCCAGAAUGCCACAGGCUCACGUUGGGUGUUUAGGGAAAAAUACAGGAAAAUUUUUAUCCGCUUACUGAAAAUUGUGAAAUUGCCACUUCACUUUGUGAAAAGUGCGCAGAAAUGCCCAGGGAGCUGUUGCAGG